Molecule: messenger RNA, 2116 nt
Organism: Lytechinus variegatus (green sea urchin)
Lineage: Eukaryota; Metazoa; Echinodermata; Echinoidea; Temnopleuroida; Toxopneustidae
Product: WSC domain-containing protein 2-like
Exons: 7
Coding region: 310-1695 (461 amino acids)
Molecular function (GO): sulfotransferase activity
Source: RefSeq, a predicted model, not a curated record
AAUAAAUACAAGAACAACCGAUUACACUCUUUGGCAUGCUAGCAAGAGGUAAAUAGGGUCUGUAUUUGGAUUAAACCGCUCUGUAAUUGACAAACAUGGGAUGUUUAUCAAACUAUCGAGUCUCCUCAAAGUUUGUGUAUUUUCCACUUAAUUCGAGAAUACAUUCUGGAAAGGGCAACGUUAAGGAUCUUUCGACGAAGUAGAUCGGUGUGCUAUCAUAAACGUGGCAAAACAUCCUUCUAUAUACCGCAUUUGGAUUGCAUGCGUAUCGUUGGGGGAUAGUAAUUUAUAUCGCACUUAUGAUCUCAUAUGGGGGUUGAUGAGAUGAAUUUUCGCUGCAAUCGACGAUGCUUUCCAUACUGUGGGCCUUUCCGUUUCCGAGAGGUUUUUCUUGCAGUCAGCGUAUUCUUCAUGCUCGGAUACUUCGUUGGGACCUACCUAAAUUUAGAUCCGAUGGAUGGUCGGUUGCCGUUACCAGAUAAAGCGUACAGACAAACUGCAGAGAGGAGCAGCGAAAUUGAAGAUAAUGAAGAAGAAAAGACAACGCAGCAAAAGGAAGAAUACGUGUCAUCUUUGAAUAAAACAUGGUUGACUUGGGACAAGAUAGACAGUCCUGGCGUUUACCGCGCAUGUGUGAAGAGACCGGAACCGGAAGCAAUGAGAGAGGUCAUCACGGGGCAGCAUAUCCUUCAAGAUACAGCUGACAAACUCACGAUUGAGGCCUGUAUCGAAGCUUGUAUUCAGUUGGUGUUCACAUACGCAGCACUGAGCCGUGGUCGUGAAUGCUACUGCACCGAUGUUUCUAUGAAGUCACAGUUCUUGUCGUACGUAGACAGCGCCCUCUGCGAUGUGAGAUGUACAGGGGAUAGGUAUCACAACUGCGGAGGUGACAACUAUAUGUCUGUUUACAGGACGUCUGUACCAGAUGCUCGUUGUUCUACCAUAGAGUUGGGCGCCCCCGGUUCAUUCCCGCUCAUUGCAUUAGCUUCAUACCCCCGGUCGGGCAAUACAUGGACUCGUCAACUCAUUGAGAAAGCUACAGGAAUAUACACCGGAAGUGUUUACUGGGCUAAAGAAAGUCAGAUGGAAAUCUCAAAGAAAGUUUUCUUGGGAGGGAACGUUGACUACAAAAAGCAGAGUACAAUUUGUGUCAAGACUCAUAUGCAUGACCGAGAGAAGUUUCUGGGCGCCAUCAUGUUAAUUCGGAAUCCGUACCGGGCGAUCGUUGCCGAAGUUUUCCGAAAACAACUCUUCGAGUCGAAAGUCUCACCCGAACAAGCGAUCAAGUUUUUCAAAUCAACAGAGUGGAAUAAAUUUGUCAACGAAGCAAUCGAAAAUUGGAAAUCCAUGAAUAUGCAUUGGAUACAAACCCACAAACGAUUCCUUCCGAUGUUCUACGAAGAGCUCGAAGCCGAGACCGUCCGGAAAUUGAUGGAAAUUGUCGUGUUUCUCAAUCGACCGGUGGAACCCGAACGGAUCGUCUGCGCAACUCAAGAUCACCCAUCCUCCUUAGCAACAAGUACCUCCCUUGGUAACCAUGGGCGGAAGACGCGUGUUUAUCUCACCGAGGACCCUUUCACAUCUGAAAUGCAUCAGAAAAUUGACCAAAGUAUACAACUCGUCAACAAAACACUCUUUAAAUUCCACAGGAAAGUUGUACCUGCUGAAUACCUGAAGAAAACUGAUGUAUUCUAAUGACGUCACAUUUACACUUGUUUUUAAAACUUAUAUCUCCCAGGACAGAUAACUCCCAAAGCCUGAAAAAUAAACUUACUUUUGUACGUACCAUCUGUUAUUUGAAUAAUGUUUCCACAAAAACCUUUGACUAGUUUGAAGUAUAUAUGCCUACGAAAGCAUUUCGAGUCGUGCAAUACCAAUUGGGGCUACUUAGUUUUUUCUAUUUGUUAUACAUGUGUUCUUCUGCUCAUCAAUAAAUGUUUUAUUUAUGAUAUGUAGUUUUAGUUAAAUGCGCUUAGAAACGUAUUUAAAAGCUACAUUGUUUCCAUGGGAAUAAUAAUUACAAUUGUUAAUAUGAUUCAUAAUGAACUGCAUGUAACCAGUGCACGUAUCUUUCAACAUGUUUAAUGUAAGAUAAACAUCUUGUUCUUAAAAAGUA